Molecule: messenger RNA, 2685 nt
Organism: Penaeus monodon (black tiger shrimp)
Lineage: Eukaryota; Metazoa; Arthropoda; Malacostraca; Decapoda; Penaeidae
Product: zinc finger protein 2 homolog
Exons: 3
Coding region: 487-2634 (715 amino acids)
Cellular component (GO): nucleus
Source: RefSeq, a predicted model, not a curated record
AUUAAAGGCGACGACACUGACUCGCUGAACAACCGCUCGACUCGAGAACAAUAUCAAUUUCGGGAAAAGUGAGGACGUUUUCCAGAGUACUUCUUACGGCUGGCAGUGGCACCACCAUCUAAUCAGCAUCUAGGACGAGCAGUGACACCAACACGUCCCCAGAUAGGCUGAGAUGUCCAAUGCCGGAAAAUAUUCAGUUUUAACAUGAAAACAAGAUGUCUAUAAUAUGACUGAGUAUUUGCUUCUAAGGUUGUAUGAAUGAAAACCUUAGGAGAGUAUUUAUUUAUAUGAUAAUAUAUGACUAAUGUUACUGUUUGAAUGUAUUUAUUAUUAUAAAUGUGUGUGAUUAAUAUUACUCCUAGAUGGUAUUACAAAAAAGAUCAUAAUGUUAUUAUAAUGUGUGAAUACAAGAUAUUCGCGUUUUAGUCUUUUUAUGAUGACAAUCCAACUGUUUUACUGUAUGUAAGUUUCAAUGACAAAUGAAAUAUGAUGUUUGAAGAGGAUAUCAGACUCCUAAAUAUGCAGUCUCCAGAAGAAAUCAUUAUCUGUAGUAAUAGCCAAGAGAAUUAUUAUGAAACCUCGAGUGUGAAGGAAAUCGAGAAAUCACCAUGCAGUUUUUGUGGGAAGGAAUAUAAUGCUGAUAACUUGAGUGACUUAGAGAAAGGCAUUUGUUCCAUAUGCAACAGUGGAAAUAAGAAGAAGCAGCCCCACAAAUGCCACAUUUGUGGGAAAGUACUUUCAGGCAUUUAUAACCUUAGGAGACACAUACAGAAACAUUCUGGAGAAAAGCCAUUCGAAUGCACCAUUUGCUUGAAAAGAUUCACAGAGAAAGGUUCCCUCAAGAAACACAUGUUAAUACAUUCAGAAGAUAGUCCAUUUAGGUGUUCUAUAUGUGAUAGAAAGUUUACCCAGCUUGGACAUUUGAAAGCACACACACUACUCCAUUCAGGGGAAAGACCCUUUCUGUGUUCACAGUGUGGAAAGAGUUAUACUAGUAAGUAUAACUUAAGAGCACAUCUCCUAACUCACACUAAAAAGAGAUGGUAUCAGUGUACAGAAUGCAAAAAAAGUUAUCCAUCACAAGAAAAGCUUUUAAAACAUAAAGUGGUUCAUACUGUGAGAAAGCCAUACAAGUGUGCCCUAUGUGCAAAGGCUUUUGCGAGGAAGAGUAGUUAUUCUAAUCAUAUGAACAUCCAUGAUCGAAAGAAAUUCUCAAACUGUUUGGAAUGCAAUGCUGAGUUCACAUCUGUGAAAUCAAAGAUAUGUCAGUUUUACAGCACUAGGAAGAUGGAAAGUCUUUCUUGUGCUUUUUGCACAGAAAGCUAUGUUGAUUUUGACCAAUUCAUGGAUCAUAUUCAAAGACAUACAGGAGAAAAAGAUGAAAUUUGUGCUGAUUGCAGAAAGACAAUGAAUAAGCAGUAUGAAUGUAAUAUUUGCCCUGAAAAAUAUGAUGAACAAGCUCUUCUUGAAGAACAUUUGUUAUCUACACAUAUUGAUGGGAAACCCUUUGAAUGUAAUGUAUGCAAAAAGAAAUUUGCAGAGUUUAAGAAAUUUAUUCGUCAUACUAAAUUACAUUCCGAUAAAAGUUAUGAAUGUUCCAUUUGUGGUAAGAAUUUUACCUUGAAUAUUUCCUUGAAAAGACAUAUGUUUGUACAUACCAGAGAAGUCACAUGUGAAUGUCAAGAAUGUGGUAAAAAGUUCCGUCACCCGACAAGUUUGGCAAGACACAAAUUAAAUCAUUUGGGUCGAAACAAAUGGAAAUGUCAUCAUUGUGGAAAGAGGUUUCUUGAGAAAAAAGACUUAGAUCUGCAUCAGCUUAACUAUAAACAUGUUAAAGGUUAUGAGUGCCCCACUUGCAAGAAGGUAUUUAGCUUUCCCAGCAGUCUCUCAAGACAUAAGAAAAUUCACACUGACAUAAAGCCUUAUACAUGUUCCUUGUGUGACAAAAAGUUUUCAUACUCAGAAACACUGAGGAGACAUAUUCGAGUUCACUGCGAGGACAGGCGUUUCAAGUGUGGAGUGUGUGGUAAAGGAUACAAUUCAUCAUUCACCCUGAAAAUACACAUGAGAAUGCAUAGUGGAUACAGGCCCUUCCAAUGCGCAUUGUGUCCGGUUAGUUAUACCAUUAAAGGUAGUCUUAAGAGGCACAUGUUAUCACACUACAGUGAUACAACAUUUCAGUGUCACAUCUGUAAGAAGGAGUACUCACGACAGUGUACUUUGAAAAAACACUUACAGACUCAUAAUAAUAAGGAAGUAACAGCUUUACCUGGUAGUAGUGAAUCUGAAUGUGAGAAAAAGUCUCAUGGUGAAAAAUGCAAUGAUUUAACUUCCGAAAAUCACAUCGCUACUGGAGAAGAGAGUGUUGUCUACAUAGAAGUAGACAGUGAGAAGAAUAUGAAAACUCUGGGUUAUGGCAGUGAUGAAGAGGAAGAGGGUUUUACAUCACAAAUUGAUGAAAAUCUUGAUCCGCUGUGUGAUGAUGAUCAAAACAUUGCAGUAGUUUUUAAGGAAGAGAAACCGGAUAUGAUAGAGGAGACGUAUAGUACCUCAAGUGGAGAUGAUGUUAGUCAUUUGAGUGUUGCAAAAAUGGAAGUGAAGAUGGAGGUUUAUUGUGAAGAGGCUUUGGAUUAAUAUUUAUUUUGAGUAUGAAGCUUUUUGGAAAUAAACUGGCAUAUUAGUAAA